This is a messenger RNA of Triplophysa dalaica, 4249 nucleotides long. Its product is annotated as myogenesis-regulating glycosidase-like. The record is from RefSeq and is a predicted model, not a curated record. Bases 1295 to 3352 code for a protein of 685 amino acids. Gene Ontology annotation, molecular function: hydrolase activity, hydrolyzing O-glycosyl compounds. Gene Ontology annotation, biological process: carbohydrate metabolic process; skeletal muscle fiber development. The transcript has 5 exons. Gene Ontology annotation, cellular component: membrane. Lineage: Eukaryota; Metazoa; Chordata; Actinopteri; Cypriniformes; Nemacheilidae.
AUUGAGUCCUAGAAUGCUGAUGUCUGUUUGUUUUUAUGUUAUUUUUUACUUAGGGUUUAUUGCUGAAAGGGAGAAUGUAGGUUUUCUAGACCCAACAGUGUGCAUAAGACAUUUUCUGGUCAUGCAUGGAUAUGCACGUAAUUGUUUGGUGGUAGAAUGUUUAUAGGUCAUAUAGCCGGAUGCUUGUGAAUGGAUGUCCUGUUUUUGUGUUUUAGUUUCAGAAUAUACUUUUUAAUGUGUUGACAUUACCUUCCAGCGUGCUGCUAGGUAGCAUUCAUUUUUGACAAUCUAUAUGCCCAUGUGAACGAUUCUUGCCUCUUUUUGCAGUAAUCAGUUUCGGAAGAAAACUAUGGCAAACUUCAGUUCAUGAGUUGUAUACAUUUUCACUCAGUGUUACAUUUAUUAAACAACUUUUGUUUUUAAUUAAAACAUUUUUGUCAGGUUUUGCAUACAAAACGGAUGCUCUCGUGGAGAUUCCCAGAAAGACUACAACAGCUGUCCUCUUUAUAUGAGUAUUUGCUGCAAUAUACAUACAAUAUUAUGUACUACUGCCAUCUAGUGGACUUUGUAUGUUAUGACACACAACCCCUAUGUGCAGCGUUACUAUAUUUUCAACAUCAUAGGAAAAUGCUGUUCUUUAAACACUACCACAUUUUACUUCUCCCAAAUAUAACACAACCGUUGUGAGGUAUUUUAUGUUGACGUCUAUAGGCAUGCAAUACCAUUGGUGUCCUUAAACAGUACUACAUUACCCAUGAUUCAUAGAAACCGGUCGAACUGGACUGUUUAACAACUCAAAGCAGUGCAGACCAGCCGUGCAGACGAUGUAUGUGCCUUUUAACAUUCAUGUAAUUAAGUUUUUAUUGAGACUUAAUUCGUUUGUGUAUUUAAGAUAUUUUAUAAGUUUGUGGAGAUAAAAGGACAAGACAACUCAAAAUAUAACGAUACACGAAUAUGGACACAAUACAAUUGUUAUUAAGCUGUGUUGUUCAGCUUUGCAGAGGCCAGAGACAACUAGCCUAAAUAUAAAUCUACAACAAAACAUCAGAUGCUUAUUACAUAAGGGUGUUACAGUCUGCCUGACUUUCAAUGCGAACCAUUCUCUUUCCCUACAACCCUGUAACCUGUUGAAAAAAACAGCAUAUGCUGGUUAGGGAUCAAUUCUUCAAAAUCAAGUUCGUUCUGGUCAGUGGGUGUCUCGGCUAUGUGCAGUACACCUUAAACAGCCCACUUCCUGCUAAUGAGGUGAAAAUUCAAGUGUUUUUCUAAAAAAAAGUUGUAUACUAUUGUAACAAUGUAUCAGAUCGUAUCAGCAACGGUUGGAGAUAUUGGCCAUUGUGCCAUGAGCCCUUAUUCUACACCUAAGCGGAAGACAGUGGGCAGACAUAGCCGUAAAUUAAUGGCAUCGAGUGCGCUUGGAUUCAUACUUGUUCUUGCUGCCAUUGUAGCGUGGUGCUACUAUUCCGCUUCUCUCCACAAAGCCGACCUUCUUACUACUGAACACCUAGACCUUAAUAAACAUGGUUAUGUAAUUCGGAAUCAAGCUGGGGUGGUCAUAUUCAGAAUGGAAUUCAGGUCUGGAACCCUAGACUUGGAUUCCUGUUCAAAAGAAGGAAAAAUAAUCAACUGUGACAAAUCCAAUUCUGGGAAUAUCAAUUUCUUCAUACAAACCGUAAAACCAAAAGACACGGUUACGUGCUAUCGCGUGCGUUGGGAUGAGCUGGAGGAGCGUCGGUUGGUGGAGCAUGCCAUGUCCUGCGGCGGUUCACAUUGGUACGGUGGGGCGGAGACCUGGUCGCAACAUUGGCCGAUCGCUCUGAAAGGGCAGAGAUCCCCCGAGCCUUUCAUUACAGGUGACAUCUAUUCGAAUCAUCAAGCUUUUGGUGGCAUCUUGGAACGCUACUGGCUUUCUUCCAAUGCCAUUGCCAUAAAAAUUAACGAUUCUGUUCCUUUUCACCUCGGCUGGGAUGAAGCCAACAAAACUUUGCUUUUCCAAUCUCGAUAUGACAAGAGCCCCUAUAGGUCAGACCCUGGACAGUACCACUAUGUCACACUAAGUUAUCGAGUCUGUGUUGGGCUCGACAUCACCUCCAUACAUAAGUACAUGGUACGCCGAUAUUUCAACAAGCCAAAUAAGGUUCCUUCGGAAGCUGUAUUCAGACACCCAAUCUGGUCUACACGGGCUCUAGCAGAAGUCAAUCAGGAAGCGGUUUUAAAAUAUGCAUCUGAUAUCCAAAAACAUGACUUUAACUGCAGUCACCUGGAACUCUAUGACGGAUACACGAGCGACUAUGGAGACUUUGAGUUCGACACCAUGAAAUUUCCAAAUUCCUCAGCUAUGUUUCAAAAACUAUGCGCAGAUGGUUUUCAGGUAACCUUAUGGACGCAUCCUUUCGUCAACUAUAAUUCUGUAAAUUUUGGUUUUGGAGUAGAAAGAGGUCUGUUUGUAAGAGCGCCUGGCGGCCAGCUUCCUGCACUUGUGCAUUGGUGGAACGGUAUUGCUGGGAUUUUGGAUUUCACGAACACGGAAACCCGUGACUGGUAUGCCUCCAAUCUCCAGGCUCUCAAGAACAAGUACGGAGUGGCUUCUUUUAAAUUUGACGCUGGAGAAACCAGCUACUUACCUCUGGAUUUCAGCACCUUUAUUCCUCUGCACGAUCCCAGCACUUUUACCCGCCGCUACACUGAGAUGGCAAUGCCGUUUAGUGACCGAGCAGAACUGCGCUCGGGCUAUCAGUCUCAAAACAUCUCCUGCUUCUUCAGGAUUAUGGACCGUGGCUCUGUAUGGGGAUAUGACUUAGGCAUCAAAUCUAUAAUUCCAACCGUACUCACUAUAAGCAUUCUUGGCUACCAGUUUAUUCUACCUGACAUAGUAGGUGGAAAUUCACACACUGAUCGAACCGGCGGGCUUCCAGAUCGGGAGCUAUACAUCCGUUGGCUGGAACUCUCAGCUUUCAUGCCAGCUUUGCAGUUCUCGCUGCCACCAUGGCUCUAUGACGAUGAGGUGGUGAACAUCGCCAGAAAAUUCACAGCCCUCCACGAGUCUCUAGUGGCCCCUAGAGUUCUUGAACUUGCAGGGGAAGUGCUGUACACUGGUGAUCCUAUCAUUCGUCCUCUUUGGUGGAUUGCUACGGACGAUGAGGUGGCUUACAAAAUUGACUCUCAGUUCCUCAUAGGAGAUGACCUUUUGGUAGCUCCUGUACUUGAACCAGGCAAGCAGGAAAGAGAUAUAUACCUUCCCGCCGGCAGAUGGAGAAGUUACAAGGGAGAAUAUUUUGACAAAGGCCCCAUACACCUUACUGACUAUCCAGUGGACUUGGAUGAGGUUGCUUACUUUCUGUGGUCAGGAUAAUUGUAAAUAGGUUGCGAAAUGGGCCAAAACACAAUACCAAGACUGUGAAUGUGAAUUAGGAUAUUUUUAAUAAGAAGUUAUAUUGAUCUAGCCAUACUGUACUCUAUUAAUAUGUCUACUUUGUGUGGUCAGGAUAAUUGUAAAUUGGUUGUGAAAUGGGCCAAAACAAAAUACCAAGACUGUGAAUUAUGUUAUUUUUAAUAAGGAAUUAGAUUGAUCUAGCCAUACUGUACUCUAUUAAUAUCUAUUCAUAUUAAGUUAUUGUUAGAUAUGACUGGUAACAGUGAUGUUUAUUUUGUAGUUUUACUUUAUAUGUCGAACAUUUAUUUGUAUGUAUAUAAUAAUAAUAUAUUAUACCAAGGGGCUGUUAAAUGCUUCAAUCUGAUUGGUGGACAAACGUUCUAUGGGUAUGCAUUAAACUUCAGUAAAAGCACACUUAUGAGGGUGUUCCAGCUCUACAGUUCCAUAUCACUUUGCCAAGUUUAAACAACAGAAAGGUUAUAGUUUAGCUUACAGGCCAUCACCGCACACAGCACCCCUCUCUUGAUCUGACGUUUAUAAUGUUAAACUUUAAUGUCAAUGGAAAUAUAUGCUGUUUCGUUCCAAAAAACAAAGCAUUUCAAAAACAAGAAAUACAUAUACUGAAGUCGAAUAAAUAAAAUAGAAAAACAAAUUGCAUUAAACACUGAUUAUCCAACCGGUUCGUUUUCCUCUUCAUCCUACUUAUAACUGAUAACAAAUAUAUUUGUAUAGACCUACUCUUUCAAAAGUUGAUUUUUUUACUGCUGAUGAUAGAAACAAAAGAAGGAAUAACAUUAGAUAAAUUAAAACAACCCUGCAACCCUGGCAUUAUAUUAUUUACGUUAAGGUCUAUGUUGGCCUUUCAUUAUUGCUUGA